UAGACAAAAAUAUAGAUUUUCUUUGGAUAUGGCCGCUGUAUCGGCAAUAUAACAUCUGUAUUGUUUUGUAUAUUCAUUUUUAUAAAAUGAAUAAACUGUUUUUUAUUUAUAUAUAGUGUUUAGCAGACCGUGUACAGUGCUGUGAUAUUUGUAAUGGAAGCAGAUAGCGAGUACGAAAUAAAGAGAGUUCGUGAUGCAAUUCAAACGAUAGAGACGAUCCAGUCAAUGAUCGACGUUUCAGCUGACAGGCUCGAGGGUUUACGAACACAAUGUUCCACAAGCGCCGAACUGACGCAGCAGGAGAUCCGGACCCUGGAGGGCAAACUGGUGAAGCACUUCUCCCGUCAGCUGGUGAUCAAGGCCGGCUUCGGCGAGGAGUUGCGCCGCGAGCUCUUCCACGUGCCCCGCCUUGCGCAGUGGCUCAGGGUCGUGGGACUGAGCCCUGACUCCAUAGAGGCGGUAUGCUCGCGCGUGUCGUCGCUGGAGUCCCUGCGCGAGCGCUCGGACCACGAGAUGCGCGCGCUGCUGGCGGGCGCGCGCGACGAGGAGGUGCUGCGGCUGUGCCGCGCCAUGCACCGGCUCAGGACUUAUAUCGAGGCGCUGGGUCGCGGCGAGGGCGGCGAGGGCGGCGCGGAGCUGCAGCUGUUCUGGGACUCGUGGGAGCGGCACGCGCGCGCCUCGCCGCGCCAGCCGCGCGCGCGCGCCGCCCGCCCCGCGCCGCCCGACUGCGACGCGCACCACUGCACGCCGCAGGGGAAGAAAGGCGGCAAGUCCCCCACCACUCCAGUGGGCAAGCGCAAGCAGAAUGCUCGGCUGGGCGCAUUGGCACCACUCGGUCCUCUGGGCGGAGGGCCGCUGGCGGCGCCACUCGCCGCGCCGCUCACCAAGUCCCGCUCGCACGAGUCGCAGCUCUCCGCACGACCUGAUGCUUCCGAUCUCAGCGACAACAGCCAGUCGUCUGCGCUGGGCGGCGGCUCGGCGGCCGACGACGCGCUGGAGGGCGACGCCUCGCCGCCCGCCUCCCCGCACGCCUCCCCGCACGCCUCUCCGCACGCCUCGCCGCACGACGCCGACUCCGACCACACGCCGCUGCACCGGCCGCUACCCUACUACAACAACAACUCGUGCACAUAUCCCGCGCAUGCGCAGGGCGUGUCGGCGCCGCGCUCGCCGCGCACGCCGACGGUGAGCCGCUGCAUGGCGCACGACAUCGCGCACCGCUUCACCAAGACCUUCAACAUGAUCGCCACCUGCGACUACUGCGACAAACAGAUGCUCUUCGGCUCCGGCUUGAAGUGCAAGGAGUGCAAGUUUAAAUGUCACAGAGACUGCGAAAGUAAAGUUCCUCCAUCGUGUGGCUUGCCGCCAGAAUUCGUCGUUGCUUUCAAAGAAAAGUUUCAUAAAGAUGCAGGCGGGUACAUGUGCGCGUCGCCGGUGGGGUCGCGCGGGUUCCUGGCGUCGCUGACGAGCCGGCCGCGCCGCCGCCACGCGCCGCCCGUCAUGCACCACAACGUCAGGGACGUGCGUACACACAUACUCAUUAUUGGCGGAGGUGGACCAGACUCCUCGUCAAACACAUCGUCGUGCAACAGCUCGACACCAUCGUCACCGGCGCUGGCGCCGCCCGCGACCCCCCACGGCACCCCGCACGCAACCCCGCACGCGACCCCCCACCAGCAUCACCAUCAACCGCCGUCACACCACCACGCGCCGCAUCAUAACAAGCACCAGUUCCACUUCCCAGGUAUACGAGAAGUAAAGCCGGCGGUGUCGAGUCCGAACCACUCUGCGCACGCGGCGCUGCAGUCCCCCGCACGCGCCGCGCCCGACAACCACGACAUCAUCUCCACCGCCAGCCUCAGGAGCGAUCGUUCACGAUGUAUUUCCGGCUCCGGUUCGGGUUCGACGGACAGUCGUGCGGACUCGCUCGACCACACCAACAACUCGCGCUGGCCGCGGCAAAACAGCUUGUCGAUGAAAGAGUGGGACAUACCGUACGACGAGCUGAAGCUGUUCGAGGUGAUCGGCACGGGCCGCUUCGGCACCGUGUACCGCGGCAGCUGGCACGGCGCCGUCGCCGUCAAGCUGCUGCACGUGCACUCGCUCAGCGACGACUGCGUGCCGCUCGACACCUUCAAACACGAGGUGGCGACGUUCCGCAAGACCCGGCACGAGAACCUGGUGCUGUUCAUGGGCGCGUGCAUGAAGCCGCCGCGCCUCGCCAUCGUCACGUCGCUGUGCAAGGGCAUGACGUUGUACACGCACAUCCACCUGCGCAAGGACAAGUUCACCGCCAACAAGAGCGUGCUCGUCGCCCAGCAGAUAUCACAGGGCAUGGGCUAUUUGCACGCACGCGGCAUCAUCCACAAAGACUUGAAAUCUAAAAAUAUCUUCCUCGAGAACGGCAAGGUGGUGAUCACCGACUUCGGGCUGUUCAGCGUCACCAAACUAUGCUUCGGGAACAAUGCCCGCGGCGACAGCCUGGGCAUCCCGCCGGGCUGGCUGUGCUACCUGGCGCCCGAGGUCACGCGCGCGCUCACGCCGCACGCCUCGCUGCACCUGCCCUUCUCCAAGGCCACCGACGUCUACGCCUUCGGGACUGUAUGGUACGAGCUGUUGUGCGGCGAGUUUCCUUUCAAAGGCCAGCCACCGGAGGCGAUCAUCUGGCAGGUUGGCAAGGGUGUCAAGCAGUCGCUGGCCAACAUGCAAGCGUCCAGAGACAUUAAGGACAUCCUGAUGCAGUGCUGGUCGUACCGAUCGUGCGACCGGCCCGACUUCCCGACGCUGCUGACGACGCUCCAGAAGCUCCCGAAGAAGCGCCUGGCGCGCUCCCCCUCGCACCCCGUGCACCUGUCGCGCUCCGCCGACUCCGUGUUCUGAGGCCAGGCGUGUGCCGCCGCGCGCCCGGCGCCGGCGCUGCCGAUCGCGUGGCUAGCGACCUCACUUCACAUCACCGCCUAUUACUUGAAGGUUUGCUGAAAGUUGCGUAUAGGAGCAUCCUGUAUAAAAUCAUCGAAUAUUAAAAUCGUAUUAUCUCAUCUAUUUUUCAGCAGUUUGCGGGAACUUGAAAGGUUUUUUGAUAAUCGAUAUACACUAUCGAUUAGAGGUUGACUCUAAUGUCGAUGGUGACGAAGUCGCUUCCUGUUAUUGUAAUGACCCAAUAUCUGUGGCCACGCAGACAUGCAAAGCCUGGUCGUCCCCUAAUAAUUUAUGUUCAGUAUUGAAGUGCAUGGAUGGACGUAUGAUAGCAUUCAUAAAACAAUCUAUGUAUCGAUAUUUUCUGAUUCCUGCAGUGCCUGAUGUCGCCCGUAUCCAGAGUUGCAAAGUUAAGUGUGGCCAAAGUUAAAAAUUAUGUCAGUGCGAGGAAAUUUUAAAUGUAUGAUUUUCGAUAAGAAACAUUCACUUUAUAAAUUAUUGUAAGUAAGGCGUCAUACAAAUUAUUAAAAUAAGAAGAGACUUGAGCUACGAAAUAAUAUUCCGCGUGUGAAUUAUUUAAUCGAUAUUUUAAACGAGCGAAUUCUUUACCACCCGUAAAUAUAUCGAUAAUACUUAAUCGUGCGUUAUUUUUUACAAACGCAAAACGACGUUGAUUUUUUUCAAAUAUUCCACAAAGGAAUAUGUGAAAAGAACAGAUGCAUUCGAAUAAUGCAAACGAAUAAUCCCGAAGUGUACAGAUGGAACUUAUUUAUUGUUUAACAUUGUCCAGUGUAACAGACGGGUCAUCGCUACUUAUUGUAUAUAUAAUUAUAUAAUACCGCUGUACAUUGUGUUAAUAUUUAAAAUUACGCUAUAGCAAGUAAUGUCUCGAUCUCUGUACUAGUAGAUUAUAUUAUAUUUUCGUAUUUAAUUAAUGAGUAAAUUGAAAGUUGACUGCUUUGUUAAAAUGAAUUAAAAAAAAUACUUGUAAAUAUUUGUACAGUGUUACGAAUUUUUGCUGUGAUUGAUUGACGCUUUGAGUGCACUGGGGUUUGGUUUAAGUCCUGAAAUAUUUUCAUUAACACUAGUGGUACAUAGAAGAAAUUCCGUUAAAAAUUACAAGAACAAAAUUAUGUAACAUUUGGAAGUUUGUAAAUAGUUUUAAAAGUCGAUAAAAAUGUACAUACUAUCGAAUAAGUUUACUAAUUUAUUGUUUUGCAUAUCUUUCACUUUGUUAAUAGCGUAUAGAUUUGAACUACUUAAUUAGCGCCAAAAGCCAGCGCACUCAACAUCUAAAAAGUUCAGUCUUAAUAUUUACUUUAAGGGUUAACGAUUAUCAUAUAACGAUUACAGGUUUCGAUUAUAGUAAUUCAGUCGUGUGUUCCAGAGGGACGUUACUCGUUAUCUCUCCAUGACCUAUUGCAGUUUGAAUUUAUUUAUUAUAGAACUAUAGACCAAGUAAAUAGCAUUUGUACAUGAUUAGAAGAGUGUGAUUUUUAUCGAUGUUUAUCGAUAGUAACAGGUAUGUGUAAUCGAUAUUUGUCGAUAGUCGUUGGAUUAUAGGCUGACAUGCGUGGUGUAAAUUUAUAUUUAGAAGUUCAGAGGUGAAUAUUAUAUAGAUUUUUGAUUCUGAUCAGUUAUGUUUGUGUACGGUAAGUAAUGUCAAAGUUUGUUGAUUGCUUGUAUUAUUUUUUAUAUUUAUCAUAAAGAUAAUAGACAACGUAAUUCCGACCACAGAGUAUUGACGAUGAUUUGUAUAUUUCUAUUAAUAUUAUGUUUUGCAUACUUUGACCGCUGGUUUAUCUUAUUACAUACCAUAAGCAUGUUGUUCGGGAAAAAAUCUGUUUUUACAAACGCUAUUGAUGAAAUUCGAUAAAAAUCACAUCUAUGUAAAUCGCUCGAUUGUUUUUUUGUGUAAAUAUUGAAAAAAGAAUAACAUUCCUUUUGGUAGGUUGUUGGAGUUGAACUUGAUAGUUACUGUUCAUACUGCGUGUACAUUUAUUUGUGUAAUCUUUUGAAAAGUUACCAAUUUAUCAUAGUGUGUCUAAGAGGCUUAUCUUUAGGUACUAGGAGGGUUUCGCAGUGGCAACGUAGGCUGCGCGCUUGGGUCUAGCAAAUGGAGAUCUACUUAGACUAAUAGAUUCACUCGAGUAAUGUAAUAAGUCAGACUGCUCCCUUGGUCUAAUUGCAGUGCACUUGGCAUGUGAAGUCGAUAUAUUAGGUACGUUUCUCAGAAGGCCUGACGUAAAUUUGUGAGUUUUUCGGGUCGGUAAAGACCUGGUUUGUCGAGGGUUGGGAUUAUAUCUGAUAUGAUGUUGGGAUUGUCUUGUGACAUGAAAAAGCGAUCGCUGAAUUGAAUGUAUUCUGCACCUCUGCCUUCCUUUACAGGUUACAGGCAUGAUGGUAUGUGUAAUAAGUUCGAUGAGAUAUUAUGCUGUACUUAUAAGUCGAUGCGUCAUAUUGUCGCGUAGAUUGCGACAUAAACAUUUUUUUUGUUAUAUUAGUCCAAAUUAUUUACUUUAUAAAGAAGUAAUUAAUAAUGUUAUUCCUUAUUGUUACAUGAAUAAAUGUUCCUGGUAAAGAAUAUUUACCAACAUCUUCUCCACUUUCUAGAUUCGUUCGCAUGGGUCUGGUGUUGAAAGGUGUGAUUAGUAGAUAAAUAUAUCAUGAUUGUCAUCAUAAAAUAGGAAAAUAAAUUAAUUUAAAAAAUUGAAAAAAAAAUCACUAAGGUUCGAGUUUUAUUAUCGUUUUUAAAAAUAUAAAUAUGAACAAAAGUUAAUUAUUCUGGUCACUCAACUCCUAUUAAAUUGAUAGUUAAUUGUUUUGUAAAUUUAAUGCUGAAGUGACGUGGCGCGAGUGCGCGUUUUUAUCGAUGUCACAUCGAUAUAUCGACACAAUCACGUUCCUAUAUGAUAAGUGUUGCCAUGUUGUACCCACAAAUCUACUAUGUAAAUUAAAUGUAAGGGUAGUAUUGUCGUAAACUUUUGUUCACAAUGAAUUUAAUUUACAUUUUUGAUCGUAAAAUACAAGAGACUGAUAAAUGUGCAGACCUAAUUUUGAGAAGAGCUGUAGGAAAGCUUUGUAAGUAAUAGCAUAGAAUGACAUGGUGGACCUUGUUGCCGCUUAUAAUGUUGUCGAUAUAUCGUAUUAAGUAUCGAUGUCGAUAAAAUCCGCACGAGUGGCGAGGGCCACAGUGAUGUGUAUAUAGCGGAAGUGGCGCGGCUUGAACGUUUGUAAUAUACAUAUUUAUUCAAUAGGUGCCGAGGUUGGAACACAGUUGUAGUUUUACAUUAUGUAUUGAGAUUUCGAAAUGAUUAGGUUAGUUGCAUUUGCCAAAAUAAAUUCUCCGUCACUGUUAA
Messenger RNA from Manduca sexta (tobacco hornworm), 6275 nucleotides. RefSeq names its product kinase suppressor of Ras 2 (gene ksr). Lineage: Eukaryota; Metazoa; Arthropoda; Insecta; Lepidoptera; Sphingidae. The transcript has 18 exons. The coding region runs from base 154 to 2880 and encodes 908 amino acids. Gene Ontology annotation, biological process: protein phosphorylation. The record is from RefSeq and is a predicted model, not a curated record. Gene Ontology annotation, molecular function: ATP binding; protein kinase activity.